AUGGCGGCACUUUGCUCCCGGGAGACAACUAGGCGUACCAACCUCCGCGAGCUUGUCCUAGAAAUCACGAAGCAGCUCAGCGACACAUUGCAAACCAUAGAAGUAAACAAAGAGAUAGACAGAAAGCAACUCAGCGAAGCCCUCAAGAGCGUACUACUCGCGCUCGUUGGAAUCAAAGAGACCCCUUACGUGGCCACUCUGAGAGAGAAGGUGGAUCAAAUGCGCACGGAGACAGUGAAAGAGGUAACAAAGGCGGAUAUACAAACAGCGGCAACAAGUCAAGAGGCGAAGGUGGCCGCGAUGGAGGCCGCCGACAUAGGCAGAAGAGUAAUAGGAAUAGUAAAGGACAUCAAAAGCAAGGGAACGCAGAAGCAGGCCACGGCAAGCUAUGCCGCUGUGGCAGCACAAAGUGCGAAGGCAGUUAAUAGACAUAAUCCACAAAGUGCGAGGCCACUCGCUCAGACGCACCGUGAGAUCAUCGUGAAUAUCAGAAAUGCACAAGCCAUCCCGCACCUGCGUAGCAUGAACCCACGUAACCUGAAAGACCACGUUGCACAAGCUAUCGCCCAAAGCGGAGAAACCAACGUAAAGGUCAUGUCCGCCAAUCAACACAUGAGCAGAGACAUCAGUAUAAAAGCAAUCACACCAAUCGAAAUGCAAGCACUAAGACAAUCCGGGCAAGAAUGGGUCCCUAGGAUAGGGACGGGAUGUCAAUAUGCAGCCAGACAUAUGGCGUACUUUACGCACUAA
Verruconis gallopava is the source of this 750-nucleotide messenger RNA. RefSeq lists its product as uncharacterized. The transcript has 2 exons. The record is from RefSeq and is a predicted model, not a curated record. Lineage: Eukaryota; Fungi; Ascomycota; Dothideomycetes; Venturiales; Sympoventuriaceae. The coding region runs from base 1 to 750 and encodes 249 amino acids.